AUGUUGCUACGAUUUCUGUCACUGGCCGGUCUCUGCCUGGGCCGUGGCGUCGCUGCCCUCGCUCCUCAGGGCCACCCCUCCGAUAUUCAAACAUCAAACAUCCAACAUUCUCGCCAUUUCUACAAAAUCGACAUUCCCUGCUCUUACUGUGCAUUCUCAGACGCCGAAUGUUCUCAGAGUCCCGAAUCAAAAUCAUACGUGACUAUUGACUUCUCCUCCGACAAUGGCACCCUAUCCGCCAACCACGAAUCCGUCUUCCCACCGUCAUUACCCAUGCAAUUCCCCGCAGUCAAGCACUCGGAUUCCGGCGACCAAUCCGUCCAGGUCGCAUACAGCCUCGACGCACGACCUCUCCCCGCCCAGCCUGGCGCCCUCCUAGGCGAGACAUACCUCCUCAAACUGCGCCUGUUCGAUCUCCACGGCCGGCCCGUCACACCCGAUCUGGUCGCGAUAGCCGUAUCCCGACACGACGACGGCACCCUCAGCAUCGGCAAGGUCGAGCGGUCCCCGUUCCACAGACACGGCCACAUGACGUCCACCUGGCGCCUUCUCAAAUCGCACAUCAGGCCUUACCUCGAUCAGUUGGCUGGUGGUGCCGGCCCCGAUGGAGAAGGACAACCGCGCCAUCAUCGCCGGCCGGCCGAUAUCUACCGGUUCAAGAACCCUGCGUCCCACUACCACAAUACCAUGCCGUGGAGCAGCCGCGAUCGCAGCUUCAUGAGGCUCGUGCGCCCGGUGAUUCUGCCUGCGUUGCUGGGUGUUACGGCAGGAUUGUGUGCGUGUCUGGUUGGGUUCGUGGUUGGGAAGGUCAUGAUCUCGCUCUGUCGGUGGUGGUAUGUCCGGGGUGAAAAGGGGUAUCGCGAGGUCCCGGCUAUUAUCAUUGACUCGGUGGAGCUGGAGGAACGUCUCGUCGCGGAAAAGGAGAACUCGGGUCGAACGUUGCGGUGGCUGGGUGUAUGA
This is a messenger RNA of Aspergillus viridinutans, 960 nucleotides long. RefSeq lists its product as uncharacterized. The transcript is spliced from 2 exons. The record is from RefSeq and is a predicted model, not a curated record. Lineage: Eukaryota; Fungi; Ascomycota; Eurotiomycetes; Eurotiales; Aspergillaceae. The coding region runs from base 1 to 960 and encodes 319 amino acids.